This is a messenger RNA of Cicer arietinum (chickpea), 1466 nucleotides long. Its product is annotated as dolichyl-diphosphooligosaccharide--protein glycosyltransferase subunit DAD1-like. Gene Ontology annotation, cellular component: membrane; oligosaccharyltransferase complex. NCBI's taxonomy places the organism in Eukaryota, Viridiplantae, Streptophyta, Magnoliopsida, Fabales, Fabaceae. Gene Ontology annotation, biological process: protein N-linked glycosylation. The record is from RefSeq and is a predicted model, not a curated record.
AUCUAUGGUGGUUAUAAUAUCAAUAAUUGAUUUAAUCAUUUUACCAACUUCUCACUUUAGAGAGUCAAAUCUAUGUAUAUUUUAUGUGAACUUAUAUUUUUCCCAAUAGAUAUUGCAGAUAAUUAUGGUCAAAUGCAGUUGAUGUGGACCAAAUCACGGCCACAGAGACAUAAAAAAUCAUGAUCACGAUGUAGAAGGAAGAGGUUUUAGGCUUUCUGAGUUUCUAGUGUUGUAAGUUUAUUGCCAAAUUGACAAGAGUCGAAGAUGACGGUGAGUUCUACAAGCAAGGAUGCUCGAGAUCUUUUUGGCGCUCUUUGGUCUGCUUAUUCUGCAACCCCCACAAAUCUCAAGAUCAUUGAUCAGUAUGUUGCGUUCGCUGUCUUCACUGCCGUCAUCCAGGUAGUUUACAUGGCUUUGGUGGGAACAUUUCCAUUUAACUCCUUCCUGUCAGGAGUACUUUCUUGUGUAGGGACUGCAGUUCUGGCUGUUUGUCUCCGAAUCCAAGUGAAUAAAGAGAACAAGGAAUUCAAGGACAUUGCACCCGAGCGGGCUUUCGCUGAUUUUGUUCUCUGCAAUGUGGUGCUCCAUUUGGUGAUCAUAAACUUCCUUGGUUAAAUUGGGUUUGAGUGGCUUUGCUUUUUUCCAACAAAAAAGGACUCGUGGAUCCAAAAGAAGAUAAAAAAUUAGAACAGAAUCCUGGGAUAGUAAAAAUAACUAACAGUACUAUACCUGGAUAUUUGGUAUAGUAUUUAUUUUAAAGUAUUUACUCUAGUUUUAUAUUGAUUCCGCCACCACUACCCUUUGGCUUUUUUGGGGAUUUUGUUUGGACAGAGGGAUGCUAGGUGUUUACUCUGCAAUCUUUUAAGCUGCUUAUUGAAUGGUGAAUUUCACCACAUGUUCACGUCAAUUAUCUAAAUCUGAGCAAGGUGUACACAUGUAGUCUUCUGAACAAAAUUGAAUUUCUUUUUUGGUGGUUAGAAUCCAUUAAUGACUCUGCACCUAGUUCAAGCUUCGUGUCCACGAAUAACUUAUACCGAGCAAAACAUGGAAAAUAGCCAGCAUAAUUUUGGAACAAAUUUGAAUGAUGAUAUGUUAAAACUGCUUCUUAGUCCAUCUAAACAAAAGGAAUGUUCGAGCAAUUCCAAUGGGGAUUUAGGUAUUGUCUGUGAGUUGAUUUUUGUUUCUUGAUUGUUGGUUAUUUUCCCAGGUGAUUCUGUUCUUUUUUUUAAUUACAAAAGUUGCAUUUCUCUCUUAAGAAUGAAUUGCUUUUAUUGGAACUUGUUCUUCACUCUGACUGUCAUAUGGAACACUUCAACCAUAAACCAUUGAAAAGCAUAUGAACCUUCUCAUGGAGGUGCUCUUAGAAGCUUGUAUGAAUGAGAUGGAUGAACUAAUUCUUACUUGUACUAGAUUUAUUGUUUAAAAAAUUCAUGAUUAUUGCAAGAUUAUUCAAUACUUUUCCACAA